Molecule: messenger RNA, 3029 nt
Organism: Thamnophis elegans (Western terrestrial garter snake)
Lineage: Eukaryota; Metazoa; Chordata; Lepidosauria; Squamata; Natricidae
Gene: TAL1
Product: TAL bHLH transcription factor 1, erythroid differentiation factor
Exons: 4
Coding region: 139-1212 (357 amino acids)
Biological process (GO): regulation of transcription by RNA polymerase II
Molecular function (GO): RNA polymerase II cis-regulatory region sequence-specific DNA binding; protein dimerization activity; DNA-binding transcription factor activity, RNA polymerase II-specific
Source: RefSeq, a predicted model, not a curated record
UCCUGGCGCUGCGAAGCCGCCCAGCACUUCUCCUCCUCCUCUAAAAAAAAAACAACUAUAGGGGGGGGGGGCAAUACCAGCCUCCAUGAAUAGGCCGCAAAAUGGCUCCAGUCAUUUUCACCUACGAAAAACAAGUGGAUGCUGAUGGAGAGGUCCCCCAGUGACCCGCCGCGGGAUGCGGCGCACGGAACCGGAGCUGGAGCGGAAGGCGUCGGCGAGCCGGACUUGGGACUGGGUUCCGGCAGCAGCAGCAGCAACGGCGGCGGCGAUCGGAGGCGCGGAGGAAUGGCCCUCCCGGGGGAGCCGGCCUUGCUCGAUGGAGUUGCCAAGGAAACGAAUCGGCCACCCCCCUCCCCCGGCCCGGGGCCCCCUGCUGCGCCGGUGCCAGUGAUCGAGCUGGUGCGCACAAGCCGCCCUAUAAAAGCCAGAGACGCGCCGCUCGGGGCCCUGCAGAGCCAGAGAGAGCCAGACGCCAGCUACAGCAGCAGCAUCCGAGCUCCGCGAGACGAACCGGCCACCGCCCUCGCCCUCGCCACCACCGCGGGCACUGGAGCGGGCACGCCCCCGGCCGGCGGUGGCAUCGGUGGCGGCAGCAGCGACGUCCGCAUGGUGCACCUCAGCCCUACGGCAGCCCCUGCGCUCCCGCUGCCGGCCAGAGCCAUGCUCUAUGGCCUCGGGGCUCCGCUCAGCGCCGCCAGCAGUGGAUAUUUUGGUGAACCCGAAAACUUUUCAAUGUAUAACAACAACCGAGUGAAAAGAAGACCAUCCCCCUAUGAAGUGGAGCUCUCUGAUGGCCCUCACACAAAAGUGGUCCGUCGAAUAUUCACAAACAGCCGCGAGAGAUGGAGGCAGCAGAAUGUCAAUGGAGCUUUUGCUGAGCUUCGGAAGCUCAUCCCAACUCACCCACCAGACAAAAAGCUCAGCAAGAAUGAAAUAUUACGCCUGGCUAUGAAAUACAUCAACUUCUUGGCCAAACUGCUCAAUGACCAAGAAGAGGAAGGGAACCAGAGGGGUAAAGUAAACAAAGAGACUGGCAUAGUGCAAGAAGACCUUCUUCAGGACAUGUUGUCCCCAAAUUCAAGCUGUGAAAGCUCAUUAGAUGGAGCAGGAAGCCCAGACAGUUUCACGGAGGAACAUGAAACAUUAGAUCCUAAGCAUACAAGAGGCCUCCAUCAUUCCCUUCUUCCCAUCGAGAACAAUGCCCAGCGAUGAUGAACCAGCACAGAGCAUCCCAGAACACCUGAUAUCUGGAUUGUAUGCAUGUCCUCCCUUUCUUCUUCCUUCUUUAUCUAAGACAGAGCGAAUAAGGGGUACCUAUAAAGAAUGAGCAUCCAGGUGUACAGAACAAUUUCCUGCUUAUGUCACCAAUGAAACAUAGGUCUUGCUAGUUGCAUUUUUGAAAAGUUUAAUACAGAAGGGCUGAAAUAUGCAGGCACCUCAUUUUGUGUUUGUUCAAGGUUUACAAAAGGAUUGAACUGAGACUUCAUCCUUCUGCUUUUGUUUUCCCUUGUCUCCCAGCUGUUUGGACCCAAGCUUCUUCAGUUCUGUGUGGCUAUUGACAUUGAAAUUUUUUCAUGUUGUAUGGUGUUCUUUUUCAGGUAUCUAUGAGGAAAUGUACGGAACUUAUUUACCUUCACACCAGAGCUUUGGUGAAGUACUAUUUGUGAGCAAAACAUAAUUUUCAUUCUGGCUUUUGUUUUCUUUUUUCUUUUUUAAAAAAACUCCAUUCAUUUUACACAGGUUUGAAUUGUUUGAGGUAUUUCUGAUGUGGAUUUAAAAGAAAUUCUAAUGUGCACUAUUUGCUGAACAAUAAAGGUACACCAUUUAAGAUUUAUUUCUCAACUUUUGACAUUUUAUCAGAGGGAUGUUUCCUUCAAGCAUUGGCUGAGGUGUUACCUUCAGUUUCCCUGGUUUUAUUUUGUCCUGACAAAAGUGUAAUGAGAAAUGUUGUUUGUGUGUAUUUAUAUGUAAGGCUGGUACAAACAAUGUUUCAGUAAUGCACUUUGACUUGCUUAGAUUUACAUAUAUUAAGGUGAUAAUAAGGCACAAUCCAACUGGAGCUUCUUCUUCACAAGAUCCAAGGAAAUAAAUGGCAAAUCUCCAUGGAAAACCCAUAGAAAGUUGUAUGUUACAUGGUUAUUUAAUAAAUUUGGUACAUGUUGAUUGCUCCGAAUUGUACUAUGCUCCAUAUAUAGGAGUUUUUGCAGAAGAAGCUCCUGGAGGACAAUGCUCAAGUGGGUACUUUUCUUUCCAAAAGUAGCUUGGGUCCAGAAUGAAUUUGCAUUCUGUUGGGUAUUGUAAUUCUAUGAACAGUGGUAUAUGCAGCAAACCAUGAUGAUGCCAAAACAACAAUAUGAACAUGAUGUUGCAUUAUGCAAAUGUGUCAUGAUGUCCUAUUGUUCCAAUGUCUGAUACAAGUAUGUUAGCCACAGUUGUGUGAUGACAGUGUCACACGGUUUUGUCAAUUCCCUUCCUUGCUUCUCUGCAGUUGCCUAAGUGUCUGUUUUCUGUGCCAUUCUCCCUCUCUCUCUCUCUCUCUCUCUCUCUCUCUCUCUCUCUCUCUCUCUCUCUCUCUCUCUCUAUUUCUAGAUUUGAUUAUAUUAUAAAGAACUACAGCAAUCUUAGUGUUUCAAGGCACUAUUCAGAAACUUAGUAUGUUCAUCCAUUGUUGACUAUGAAGGAUGCAGUGUAGAAAAUUUAAGGAAGACUUGUUUUUUCCUUCUCAGUUGUACUGUUUGCCUUGUUAAUAAAAAAUAUAAUUGCCUGGGCAUUCAGACAGAUGUAUACAAGGUUUUUCCCCCUAUUCCAGAUUGUUCAUGAAUUCCCUGAUAUGUGUAUAUAUGUGUUUGUUAAAGUAUUUUUCUAUUGAGCAAACAGUUUUGAAAAAAGAAAUACUGUCUUUUGUUGUUUGUAUGGGUGGGAGUGAAAGACACAUUGCUUCGCGAGCUGCAUGUUGCUCCAAAAAGAUUCAAAGGUAUUAUGAAUAAUGUAAAAGUUAUUGCUGAGGAAUAAAUGGCUUAUUAACCAUU